UUCCUAAUGUCCUGUGUGGAGUUUCCGCUUCAAUGGUUACCUGUAUUUUUACCUGUUCAGGUGUCAAUACCCGUGGGAUAAAAUCUUCUCUCCGCACCCGGAAGUACAGAAGUUAUGACUAAGAAAAUGUAGACAGGUUUCCAUACAUGGAAAUGAUUAGAAUAUACCUGUAUACAUUUAUAAGUGAAACAUACCACUUAAACAAUAUCUGGACCUAAAUCUAGGAACACCUUGUCCUCUUAAGGAUGUUUAGGAAAAACACCGGUGCAACCUGUUAACUUAGUUGUGAAGAAGCGACACAAAUUGAAGCAAGGCAACGGAGACCAUGGAAUAUAUAAUUGGGUUAAUCAUUCUUGGAGUCUUUGUUCUUUUCCUCAUUAUUGCCAUUAUAUUGCUGACAUUAUAUUUUCUUCGGAGACUUAAACUUCAGAACGACAAAUUAUCAAACAUUGAAAAGAUUUUAUGUGAAAAAGACACACCAUUGCGAAGUUUACCAACAAAAUUGGAGAGACCUCAGACGGACAGUGCCGUUGACGUCAGCGAACUAGAAAGCACCACCGGUUCUCUGGACAUGCGUGAAAAUGGUGUUUUCAGGAACAUGGCGUCGACCCGUAACAGAAAUAAUGUGAUCAGCAUUAUUACACGGACUAGCAUCCACACUUUGACCACUACGCCAAACAGGGGGCCUAUUCUUCCGUCACAAGUCGUGGAUUUAACGCAGGUUACCGAAAACAACCCCAAAAACGAACAGACUACACCUGAUGACAUCAAACUAAGUACCAAUUUUGCAGACGAGUUCAUGAAUGUAUAUGAGAAAUAUUUCAAGAAAAAUGUUCAAGAUCGCCCGACGUCCGUCCUCGUGAAAGCUGAGGCUGGUCGCGAAGAAAUAAAACAUGAAUCAGGGAUGUUCGUGCACAAAGAAAUGGACAUGAAAGGAGGUGAAAUGAAAAUCUCAGGAGUGACGCUCAAAAUACCGAAAGAUGCUUUAGAGAAGAAAACGGCCAUUACCCUAGGAAUAACUUGGGAAAAGAAUCUUUUCCCAGAUUUAAAAAGAGAACAAGCUCUAUUAAGCCCUUUAGUUGUAUGUCAACCGUCAAUGUCUUUCAAGAAACCGGUAGAACUUACAUUUCCUCACUGUGCCGAUAAAAUAGAAACCAACUGGAAGUGGAAAAUAAUAAAGCGAACUGGUGAUAUUACGCAACAAGGUUCUUGGAGUGACGUCACUCUUGAAGAUUACGAGGAACGGCGCGUCACGAAGUCUUCGGUAACUAUACAUCUCCGCCACUUCACCUUGUUUACCCUCAUUGGAACUUCCCAAGAGAACCGCAUAGCUGCCAAAUCUGUUCAGAUAGUGGCCUUUUCUACAGUGCUACAGAGGGCUUCCCUAUUUACCUCCAAACUUUACUGCAUAAACGAUUAUGGAAGAGAUAUAAAGGAAAUCAAAGGCAGAGAAAACGAAGUUAACCGAAAGACUGUUGACAGCCCGGUUCCACUUCUUGUUUACGACAAUGGGGAGAACGUGGUAUUGGAUCAGUCGAGAGAUCCGGAGGGCUGGAAGCUGAUGGGAAAGAAAUCAAAUGAACUGGAUUUUGAAUUAGUGUGGCAUUCCUGUAAUCCUAAUUGUUCUUUUGCCUAUAAGCCACAGUCCAACGAAGUAACGAAGAUCAUCGUUGAGUACGCAUGCUAUCAAAUCAAACACGAGGCUAAAAAGUCCAGUAUUCAAAUCGCCGCCGAAGCACCAAAGCUUCUUCCGACACCGUUUGACGAGAAACAGAGUGAAAUGACAAGAAAACUGGUUCUAUGCCUGGACCCAGUCUCCGACAACAAUGGCGACUGGAAAGGUCUGGCGGAGAGAAUGGGACUAAAAUUUGACAAGAUCCGCUGGAUUGAAGAACAGAGUGGAAGUCCCACAGAACUGCUCCUAAACAUGUGGAGAGAUAAAGGGAAAACUAUAGAGGAUCUGAGAAACAUUCUUGUGGAAAUGAACAGGACAGACGCAGUUUCCGUAAUUAACAAAUGUAUGAGCAUCGACAAAAAGUGAUUUUAUGUUUGUUAUUCAGACCUUAGUGAUAUUGUGUAAUGCCAG
Saccostrea cuccullata (small rock oyster) is the source of this 2086-nucleotide messenger RNA. Its product is annotated as netrin receptor UNC5B-like. The record is from RefSeq and is a predicted model, not a curated record. Gene Ontology annotation, biological process: netrin-activated signaling pathway. NCBI's taxonomy places the organism in Eukaryota, Metazoa, Mollusca, Bivalvia, Ostreida, Ostreidae. Bases 326 to 2041 code for a protein of 571 amino acids. Gene Ontology annotation, cellular component: membrane. The transcript is spliced from 6 exons. Gene Ontology annotation, molecular function: netrin receptor activity; protein binding.